GUGUUUGUCUUUAUUCGUUAAAUGUUCAUGUGAUAUUAUGUCCUAAUAUAUUGGAAUACAUUAUGUAGCCUAUUGGCCAUUGAUAUUUAAACCAGUGAAAAGUAUUGACCAUUGAGUGAUAUACUAAUGUUCAUUGAUAAAUACCUUUUAAGGUGCAUUUUGGAUUAUCUCCGGUCAAUCAACAGAAACUACAGCCCCCAUAGUUCCUUGCAAAAUCUCACAGACUCAGUUGCUCUGAAAUGCAUUCAACUAAGCAACAGCGCGCACACGAGUUCAGUCGGGGAAGAAUUUAGAGGUAGGUUUUUACCUACUUUCCUUGUCAAUGUACAAAGUUGUAUGUACAUUGUUUAAAACCCAAUUAUUGGUGUCAACUUCAGCUAGCUAACAAGUUCACCAAUGUUCCCUGCAAUAAGAUAAUAUUAACUCGCAUGAUGGAGCUAACAUUAGCUAGAUAGUGUCAGCUACUAUAGGCAGUUAGCUAAAUUGUAUAGGCUAUUUGAUUUUAGCUGUAGCUAGCUCUCUGACAUUGUUCACUAGCAAGGGGUUUAUUAAAAUAAGCUCCUACCUCUUCCAGACAAGCUUAGCUACCUUUAGCUAACUAACGUUAGGUAUUCCAGACUGGAAUCUGGUUAGCUAACGUAACUAGUUAGCUAACAUUGAAUAUGGCUCGUGCCAGCCAUGCGUGCAGAAGUUGCACCCCUGUUUUAGCGAAUACUUUUUAAAGUAACUAUGUCUGGUCUCACGCAUGCAGCAUUGCAAUUACAAAUCUUUCUAACCAUGGUAAACGUUACACAAGUCGUUCGUUGUGAAUCCAUUUUUUCGGAGUGUGUCAACCCCAAGUUAAUAAAUCAUCCCAACAGAGAACAACAAAGUUAUCAUACACUGACUGCACCCAAAUAAUACUCGUUACCUGACAGCUCAGAUCUGUUAGGGUCGUUGUUUACCAUGGUUGUUACUAUAAUACGUGUGAUUUGAUGUCACUGCCCGGGAAAGGACCGCUUUGGACAUAGGGAGUUUGGUUGAGCACCAUCCCACAAAAUAAUGAAGAAUAAAGCACUCUGUCAGAAAACAAACUUUGAGUGACUAUUUGCAAACAUUAUUGUAUUUUACAGGUUCAAACAGACCAGAGGUCCAGCUGUAAACUAGCUUGCUUUCAAUUAUUGUUAAUCCAUGGAAUGGAGCAAAGGUUGACCUUCUCUCAUACAUAGAGUAUCAAAAUGGCUGCAGGUAGCACUUUAACUCCAUGUUCGUCAUUGUAAAAGGUUUCCCUCUCACCCCCUCUAAUGUUUAACACUGGAUCCUUUGUGGAACUUGUAAGGAAGAGUGCUAACAGGAAUCUCUACUCAUUGUCUGCUUAGAACAUCUGAAUUGGUGGUUUAGGCCCUACUCUCUGGUUUCUAUGAAAAUUCCUAUACCAAGCCUCUUCACUAUAGCAAUACCACUUAGUCAUUUGAUACAGUCAGAGGUAGACUUGGGACCCCAGUGUCCACUGUCAGGCCACUACCAUGGUGGGCAAAGACGCUAUGGUGAGUGGGGACAGGGCUGUGGAGGAAGAGGCUGAACUGGACCUGAAGGAGACCUCCCCUGGAGAGCCUGACCCUGAGAUGGCUCUUCCCCCACCCGAGGACCCCUCAGACGGCCAGACCAAGACCGCCCGGACCUGGGAGUUGUCGGUGGUGUUCCUGUGUUUCUAUGGGUUUAUGGUGCAGCUGAAGCCUGGGGAGCCCUUUAUAACACCAAACCUGCUCAGCAUGGAGAAGAACUUCACCAGGGAACAGGUGACCAAUGAGAUCAACCCGAUCCUGUCCUACUCCUACAUGGCGGUGCUGGUGCCAGUCUUCCUCCUGACAGACGUCCUGCGUUACAAGCCCGUCCUGGUCCUCUCCAGCCUCAGCCACGUGGCCAUCUGGCUCCUCCUCCUCCUGGGUUCCUCCCUCUUAGAGAUGCAGUUCAUGGAGUUCUUCUACGGCAUCACCAUGGCAGCACGCGUGGCUUACUCCUCCUAUAUAUUCUCCCUGGUCACCCCAGAGCUCUACCAACGUGUGGCCAGCUACUCACGCUCUUGCGUCCUCAUGGGGGUGUUUGCCAGCUCGGUGCUGGGCCAGCUGCUGAUAUCUGUGGGCAGGCUCUCCUUCGCCAUGCUCAGUGCUGUCUCCUUGGCCUUGGUGUCCUUCGGCCUGGUGCUCUCCUGCUGCCUGCCCUGGCCCAAGAGGUCCCUGUUCUUCAACAGGGCCCACCACGCUGCCCAGAGGAACCUCCAGGAGCAGGCUGCUGCCCAGUCGGAGCUGGCCAGGAUGAAGCAGGGCGAAGCUGGCCUGGGUUCAGGUGACACACCCUCCCUGGCCCCUCUCAGCUCUGGUUCCUCCUGGAGGGACUCAGUGUUUAUUCAGAUGCUGAAGGAGCUGAGGAACGUGCCGCGGAGGCCCAGCCUGAGACUGUGGAGCCUGUGGUGGGUGUUCAACUCCGCUGGCUACUACCUGGUGCUGUUGUACGUCCAUGUCCUGUGGAACAAGGUGUACCCCGCCACGGAGAACAAACACGUCUACAACGGAGGGGUGGAGGCUGUCUCCACACUACUGGGUGCGAUCACGUCAUUUGCAGCGGGCUUCGUGAAGAUCCGCUGGAACGUGUGGUCUGAGCUGGUGAUCGGCGUCAUCACGGCUCUACAGGCUGGCCUGCUGCUCCUCAUGGGGACCACCAGCAACAUCUGGGUCUGCUAUGUGGCCUACUCCCUCUUCAAGGGUUUCUACCAGUUCCUCGUGCCCAUCGCCAUUUUCCAGAUCGCCUCCUCGCUCACCAAGGAGCUGUGUGCCCUGGUGUUUGGGGUCAACACUUUCCUGGCGACCGUUCUGAAGUCCAUCAUCACCCUCAUCGUCUCUGACAAGAAGGGUCUGGGACUAGACGUGCACUCCCAGUUCCUGGUCUACUUUUUCUACUUUGCCUUGCUGACGGUUAUCUACCUGGGCUGUGCUGCCUGGGUCAUCAUUCGCCACUACAGGAACCAAUUGGCAGGAGGUGGAGGGGACACCGACCAGGCCACGCCCACUGAGCUAUGUCCCGUACCAUCAAACCCCUCAGAGACGGAACCUCUGUCCAAUGGGAACAACGUGAAGGGCUGAAAGGAUAUUCUGGAAUGUUGGCAGUGAAGCCCUUUAUCUACUUCCCCAGAGUCAGAUUAACUCGUGGAGACUAUUUUUAUGUAUCUGUG
Molecule: messenger RNA, 3208 nt
Organism: Oncorhynchus nerka (sockeye salmon)
Lineage: Eukaryota; Metazoa; Chordata; Actinopteri; Salmoniformes; Salmonidae
Gene: slc19a1
Product: solute carrier family 19 member 1
Exons: 5
Coding region: 1506-3119 (537 amino acids)
Biological process (GO): folate transmembrane transport
Cellular component (GO): apical plasma membrane; plasma membrane; basolateral plasma membrane
Molecular function (GO): folate:monoatomic anion antiporter activity; folic acid binding
Source: RefSeq, a predicted model, not a curated record